This is a messenger RNA of Scylla paramamosain (green mud crab), 4146 nucleotides long. RefSeq names its product TBCC domain-containing protein 1-like. Gene Ontology annotation, biological process: maintenance of Golgi location; maintenance of centrosome location. NCBI's taxonomy places the organism in Eukaryota, Metazoa, Arthropoda, Malacostraca, Decapoda, Portunidae. Gene Ontology annotation, cellular component: spindle pole centrosome. Bases 177 to 1910 code for a protein of 577 amino acids. The transcript is spliced from 14 exons. The record is from RefSeq and is a predicted model, not a curated record.
UAAUAAGUCAGGAGUCUACAUUUCUUGGUAAUAAGGCACAAGUGGCCAACCUCCUGAGAUGGAGACGGGCCGCGUGGUGUUUGUUGUCCUACAGGGUGAAGGGCGGGACUGUCGUGGCGGCGCCUGCUGCGGGACGCGCCAACUUUUUUGGUGUGUGUCAUCUCCACAUAACAACCAUGGUGGAGGUGCAGCUGUGGGUGCGGCCUGAGGUGAUGGAGCUUGGGGUGCUCCCCAUCCUACCCCCAGACAAGGUUUCCUUAGAGAUGUUGUCCCGUCUGCUGCAGUAUGCACAUGACCUAGGGGAACGUGGCUUUCCACAAAUGAACUAUGACACCUGGAAGCACAUAGCUGUGAAGAAGAUGGGAUUGAGUGUGGAGUGCAGCAUGGUAGUCUUCUUCUCCUGUCUCCUGUUCUCCAAACUAUGCCCUGGGCGGGACCAUGAACUGGAGGCUGCCCUUGCUUCUGCUACCUCACAGAAGGAAAGAGACCGAGUUAUGGGGAGUGUGGAGGUUUGGACCAUGGAGCUGAUUGUGCUGCUUUACCUCCACCGGGUGACCAGUGCACACCCGAGAGUCAUUGCCAGACAAGCCUCUCUCCACACUCUUACCACUGACCCGUGGCCCAAUAACAACACCUCAGGCUCAUCAACCAGGAAGCAGCUGUUGGAGGAGAAGCAUGGAGAAUUUGUGCGUGAGGCAUUACCAGAACUGCUUAGUUUACUGGCUGGGCAUCUUCAAGUGGAGGACACAGAAAAGAGAAAGAGCUCAGCAGAUCGACGAACUGCUAGAGAACUUUUGGGCUUCAUGAAAACAGCUGGAGUACUCUCAGUGGAUGUGGUCAGGUCUCUUUCCUUCAUAAUUGGAGCAUCAGUUCCAGGUGAAAAAAGUGAGCGAGAUCUCUUGUCUGUGGCAAUGGACACUAACAAUUGUUACAGAUCUGGCUACCUUAGUAAAAAAAAUGCAUUCCAGAAGGGACUGUUUGAGCAGUGGCUGCUUCAGGGGCUGGACUGGGCACCCCAUGGAGAAUGGCUGUGUGUGAGGCGUGGAUGUCGGCAACCUUGGCCUGUCGUGUCCUUAGCACCUCAGUCCCACCACCGCCUUGUGGCCUCUCCUAAUGCCAGCCUCCGUAUGGUGUACAUUUGUGACAUGAUGGAAGGCCUCACUGCACACAUGGGAGAUGAAGCGCCGCCCUUUGAUCUUAAGGUGCGGCGAUGCUCUAAGUCAAAUAUAUAUAUCCUGCAACCUAUCAGAAAUGCAGUGAUACAUAAGUGCCAUGAGACACGAGUAGUACUGGGGCCAGUGACAGGUCGGCUACGUCUUAGUGAGUGCCGCAACACUGUGAUAGUAUGUGCAGCUCGGUCUGUGGUGGUGGCAGACUGCAGGGGUGUGGUGGUGCACACACUCACCCCACAGAGACCUCUUCUGGUAGGAACCCGCACCCAAGGGGUAACAUUGGCCCCCCUCAACAUCCAUUAUCCAAAGCUGAAGCAUCAUAUGGCUAAGGCACAACUUCAGUCACAUAUCAACAUGUGGAACAGACCUCUUCAUCUAGGUAUUGAGGGAGUAUUGAGUGGUGCAUGUGAGGUCAUGAACCCCGAAGAUUUCCAGCUGUUGGUCAUUCCAUUCACCCAAACUCCUCCAAUAGAUGGAAGACCUCCUCUGCUUCCUCCUGGCCUUCCACAUGAAUUUGCCAAGAGUGUUGAGGAAGCAGGGAAGUAUGUGUCCAGUUUCCGAGCAGAGGUGCGAGAUGCAGACCUCUCUCCAGAUCAGCGGGCAGUGUUGCAGAAGGCAAUUGAUGCCAAGUUCAAGUCUUGGCUGAGAGAAACUGGGAAGCAACGGGAGCUUGAUCAGCUGGAGAAGUUAGCAGUCACUCUGAAGUAUGAGAGAGUGGCUAAGACAACAGCCAUAUGAGAGAGACAAGUAGGUUUAUGGGUAGCUCUCUAGAUUUCUGAUUCCUUGAAGCAUCAGUUGUCAAGCACCAAAUGAGUACCAGUGAAAAUUAAACUUUUAUGUGGAAAUAUAUAAAAUGGUAAUUUUAUGCUACAUUUCCAUGAUAUCAAACAUUAAUUUCUGUAAGGUGUAAUUCCUUGUUAGAUUUUCAUUUGCGUACAUGAAUAAUUUCUGUAUCAAUAUUUGCUGAUGGGAUGAGAUGAAAAUCAAAUUUUUACCUUAAUAUGGUGAAUUUAGAAAAGAGGAUGGUCUGUAAAUCAUGUUAAGGUUUCAUUAUUUAUUUAUUUUUUUUUUUCCAGUUUUUUGUAGCAAAAUGAAAUUUUGAUUUUUAGUUAAAGAUGAAGCUGAUCUAACUAAGCCAAAUUGGUUUCAGAAUUAUUUAUGACAGUUCAUUACAGGUACAUUAUCUUUUAUCUGGAAUUGUAAAAAUCUAAAUACUCUGAAAUCCAGAAGCCAGGCCUGGCAAUAAAGUGUUUUAAUAUAUAGUCUUCAUCAGUCUGCACAUUUUCCUCUUUGUUUUUUAACACUUGCAAUGCUGCUGCUACCACACCUCUUCAUAUAUAUUUGCCACUUUGUUGCUGUGGUGCCCACACUGCUGCCUAGCACCAUACUGCAGCCAGUCUUGCCAGAGUUGCCAAGUCUGCAGUUUACCUAAUUGGGCUGUUUCUGGUGAGAGUUAGUGGGGAAAAAAUACUCACAGGUUGGUGUUUUUGGGCAGUUUUUGCAUAGAAAGUUGCUUCACAUUGGGAUGAUUAGCUUCAAAUUUUGAAAACACUUGAUACAUGAGCACCUGGUCGUGUUAGUACUCGAGAAGGAUUGUCACACAUGCAAGGCUGCAUGUGUGUAUGUGUGCUUGGCUGAUGUCUACAUGCAUCAUGAUUAUCCACAAGCAGUUUUUUAUUUAGUGUCCUGUUUAAGUAAUUUAUAUUAAUAUUAUAAUACUUAUUUUUUUAUUUAUAUUUAUAUUUAUAUUAAUGUUCUUAUAUUCUGUUGUUUAAUAUUCCUUUAUUUGUGGUACAAAGAAUAAGUGCUGUUAUAGGUGCUGUUGAAGAGGCUAUGCCUCCCCAUUGUUUGUUAGAGAAUAACAAAUAACACACAUUUUCAUGUGCAGGAUAAUAUUUGUAAAGAUCUAAUUAUUCAUGAGAUUGUAAAUUACAAUACAGAGAGCUAUUGAUGAAGCAAGUACAAAUAGUGAAUACCACGUAUACUUAUGCAAAUUGCUAAGGAAAAAAUAAGUAUGGCUGCUGUAAAUACUGUGUACAGAGGAAGAUAUGUUCCAAAAUUUGGAAAAUUCUGGAGUUUGGAAAGUGUCAGGUCCCAAGAAUUCUGGAUAAAAGAUCAUGUACCUGUACCUCCAUAGUAGUAUAUGACUGACUAUCUGAUGGAUAGAUGAAGUGGGAUUUUACCUUACAGAAAACAGUAAUAUUUAGGAACAGGUUUGAUAAUAAUUGCAUAAUUGAAAUAAGGCUGUGCUUUUCCUUCUGUUCCAGUUUUAUAUGUACAAUCACACUUUGCCCUGGAGGGCUAAGGUUUUGUUGCUCAACAUUUUUGUUAUUAUUGAUAAUGACAUAAGUUUCAGCCUGAUCUGGCUGUGACAAAAUGACAACAGGAGGACACCACCACUGGUAUUACAGACACAUGAAAGGCUUUUAUGUCCUUGAUUUUAAUGUGAGAUUACAUUUUUUUCAUAUAUGUUUAUAUAUCACUUGUGCUUGUUUUGUUAUCUCAGUUAUGUCAUUGUAUUUACUUUACCUUUGUAGCAUUAAUUUUUGGACAUUUUUCAUUGUCAAGAUUAGUGUAUCAAGUUUUCCUCCAGGAAUCAUUUACUGGUGCUGUCUCUAGAAUAUCACUGAUUUGUGGGGUUUAGUAAACAAAAUUUAACUGCCCUUGCAGGACAUCUGGAAUGCUUGUUACCAGAAGCUUUCUGGAUUUCACAUUUUUUCCAGAUUUUGGAACACACACACACACACACACACACACACACACACACACACACACACACACACACACACUUCUACUUAGUGAGUUUACAUUAUGGAAAACCAAUAGUAACCAAAAAUGUUGUACAUAUCUUAAAUUAAAAAUGCAUUACUGAACAUACUAGUAGUAGUAUUGUGAUUAUCAUACAGUAAUAUGAUUUAUGGUAUUAUACUGCUUUUUGUAUUGUAUUGAAAUUAAAAUGUGAAUAAGUUAUAAA